Schistocerca gregaria is the source of this 3452-nucleotide messenger RNA. RefSeq names its product ATP-sensitive inward rectifier potassium channel 12-like. Gene Ontology annotation, molecular function: inward rectifier potassium channel activity. NCBI's taxonomy places the organism in Eukaryota, Metazoa, Arthropoda, Insecta, Orthoptera, Acrididae. The record is from RefSeq and is a predicted model, not a curated record. Gene Ontology annotation, cellular component: plasma membrane. Gene Ontology annotation, biological process: regulation of monoatomic ion transmembrane transport; potassium ion import across plasma membrane. The transcript has 7 exons. The coding region runs from base 154 to 1314 and encodes 386 amino acids.
GUCUCGUAGCAGGACUGGCUGUCAGCCCCUCCGCAGAAGUGUUUGCUCAGAUCGCCGCGAGGAUGCGCCUAGGCAGCCUGUAGACGCCCACGGCUCCAGCCGGCGCUACUGAAUUCGCAGUCGCUGGCGGGUAGUCAGCAGCUCAGGAGUGGCAUGGAGGAGGACAGUGCUAUAGUCAUGAGGCGAGCGGGCGACGCCGUGUACACCGGGGUGGCGAUGCGCGACUCCGACGCGGCCAGCCGGCGGCUGGUGCUGCGCUCUGGCGAGUGCAACAUCACCGGCUGGUCUGCCGGCAAGCGGAGGAUGCGCUUCCUGCAGGACGUGUUCACGACUAUAGUGGACCUGCCUUGGCGCUGGUUGCUGCUGCUGCUGUCGCUGAGCUUCUUCCUCACGUGGCUGGGCUUCGCGCUCCUCUGGUGGCUCAUCGCGUUUGCCCACGGAGACCUCGAACCGCAGAACCUGCCUCCCUUUCAAGAAGACACGGGAUGGGUGCCGUGCGUGACGCAGAUCUACAACUUCACGUCGUGCUUCAUGUUCAGCAUGGAGAACCAGCACACGACGGGCUUCGGGGCGCGCAUGCCGACGGAGGAGUGCCCCGAGGCGAUCUUCCUCAUGUGCGCGCAGGGCAUCGUGGGCGUGACCAUCCAGACGGCCGUGCUGGGCAUGAUGUUCGCCAAGGUGGUGCGCCCCAAGCAGCGCACGCGCACCAUAGCCUUCAGCAGGCACGCCGUCGUCUGCCGCCGGGACGGCGUCCUCUGCCUCAUGUUCCGCGUCGCGGACAUGCGCACCAGGUCUCACAUCAUCGAGGCGAAGAUGAACAUCCUGCUGGUGGGCGAGAGGAAGACGCCCGAGGGCGAGCACCUUCUGCCGUACCACACGGAGCUGCGACACGAGGUGGGGCAGCGGCGCUUCUUCUUGCUCUGGCCGGAGACCGUCGUGCACCGCAUCGACGCCCGCUCGCCGCUCUACCGCAUGUCUGCCUCUGACAUGGCUGCCUCCGAUCUGGAGGUGAUUGCUAUCCUGGAAGGAACCAUCGAGUCGACAGACCAGCGCGUGCAGGCGCGCACGUCUUACCUGCUGAGUGAGGUCCUGUGGGGGCGCUGCUUCGAGCAGGUGGUGCGCUUCAGCCCCGAGCGGCGCUGCUACAUGACCGACUACCGCGCGCUGGGCGCCACGCGGCCCGUGGACACCCCCACGUCCUCUGCCUGCGACCAGGAGACCAGCAGGACGCCCCCAGAAGGAGAGAUCAAAGAGUCACGUCACUCCGCUGGUGAUGGUCACAUCAUCGUUGGACACGAGCUGAAAGCUGCCUGAGUGCAGCCAGCCCUUCCCUCGAUGUCACUUGCUUCACUUGCAAGUGAAACCAGACAGGUACAGCGACGUUCGUCGUCAAAAGACUGGAGGAGUUGCAGUAGCGAAACGUUGCUGCUGUGUUAGUACAUUUCGAGAUUAUGAUAGUACGAAUAGUUGGAAGUGGACGGCAACUCAUGUUGGGAUAUUUAACGUGGUGAACUGCACUAUAGACACCGUUUUCUGCAAGUCGUUUCUGCGGGCAUAUAAAGCUCAUGAAACGCAGUAAUUUUUUGGAUUACAAUUAUUAACAGAUUGUUUGUUUUGAAGAGUGAUGAAACGUGUGUUUGUUUUAAGUGUUACGGUAUGCUGAUGUCUUUUACAUUCAGUUCGCCGCAUCUUAUGGAACCCGGUGUGACUCCAAACUUAAAGUCUCAAAGACGCUCCUCUUACAAAAAUUACAGCAAUACAAGUAGUGUUAGUGCUGCAAAAGUGGUUAAGCAAAAUGAGAACAGCUUUGACAUGAGAAAUGUAUUGUUGUCCCUGUAUUCCAUAUAGACUGUAGUUUCAAUAGUUAAGGCUUUCUUUUAACUGGUACUUGUAUUACCGUCCAUGUCUAACACCUCUUGUAGUUGUCUCAUCAAAUAUUGUUCAUAUCUUACUUCGUUCAUUCAUUUAAUGUUAACUGUUACAUAAACAUUCUUUUGAAUAUAAUGUUAAUGUUAAAACGCACUACUACCACACUCUCAAAUAUUACAUUUACUGUACGUUCCCUCAAACACCUCCACUUUCCUGCAUUUAUUUAUUUCUGUUUAUAUUAUUGAUAUUGCUUAAGUUCCUUAUGUAACCUGUAGCUACAUUGAUAAUUGUGUCUUCUUUUAAUUGGUUUGUGUAUCACUCUCCAUGUUUUAUACCUCCCGAUGUAGUCUUUUUAAGUACUAAUUUUAUUUUAUUUUAUUGGUUUUGUUUAUUAAUAGAACCUGUUAUGUAGGCAUGCUGUUCCUGUCUUGCGUUAAAGUUUUUGCUGUCUACUGCAUUUUUAUUUAUUUACUGUUCAAUUUUUCACUUUUUGAUUGCAUUACCACCACACUGUCAAAGAUGUUACUUACUUUAUGUUUCUGCUUCAGACUAGACGUGUUACUUCUCUUCCAAUGUUGUUUGCAGACAUUGUAACUUGUUUGGGAACAAUGGUCAGUAAAUGUCUGAAGACAGCCUCGUAAGACGAAAACCAGUUAACAAAAUAAAAGUAAUAUUGUAGAACAAAAGUGGCAUUCAUGAUUAUAAUAGCUAUCUUUGGCACAGAAAGAGGUAACAUAUGCUGUAAAACUUAUCGAUAAAUUACCAGAUGAAAUAAAAUAUCUGACAGACAGCAGUAAAAGUUUCAAAAAUAAAUUGAAAUCGUACCUCCUUGACAACUCCUUCUAUUGUUGUUGUUGUUGUUGUUGUUGUUGUUUUCAGUCCUGAGACUGGUUUGAUGCAGCUCUCCAUGCAACUCUAUCCUGUGCAAGCUUCUUCAUCUCCCAGUACCUACUGCAACCUACAUCCUUCUGAAUCUGCUUAGUGUAUUCAUCUCUUGGUCUCCCUCUACGAUUUUUACCCUCCACGCUGCCCUCCCAUGCUAAAUUUGUGAUCCCUUGAUGCCUCAAAACAUGUCCUACCAACCGAUCCCUUCUUCUAGUCAAGUUGUGCCACAAACUUCUCUUCUCCCCAAUCCUAUUCAAUACCUCCUCAUUAGUUACGUGAUCUGUCCACCUUAUCUUCAACAUUCUUCUGUAGCACCACAUUUCGAAAGCUUCUAUUCUCUUCUUGUCCAAACUAUUUAUCGUCCACGUUUCACUUCCAUACACGUCUACACUCCAAACAAAUACUUUCAGAAACGACUUCCUGAUACAUAAAUCUAUAUUCGAUGUUAACAAAUUUCUCUUCUUCAGAAACGCUUUCCUUGCCAUUGCCAGUCUACAUUUUAUAUCCUCUCUACUUCGACCAUCAUCAGUUAUUUUACUUCCUAAAUAGCAAAACUCCUUUACUACUUUAAGUAUCUCAUUUCCAUACCAUAGAUGAAUUCCGAAAUAGAAAUAAAUUAAUCAAUAGGUGUAAUAUAUUCAUUUUUGCCAUUUAAGUAUAUGGGGUAGGUAAUAAAAUUUUUAAGCUUAAAAAAACUA